ACAGAGGAUGGGGGGGGGGGCACUGACCCCAGCAUGAACCGGCCUCUCUGCUUGAGGCCUCUCUGCAUCAGCUUUCCCCAGCCUGCCUCUGACGUCACAGUUCUUGAGGGCUUAGGAGACUCAUACCCUUGACUUGCAGCUCACCUACCUCCAGGGCCCCGCUUGACUUUGGACUUUAAUCCAAAUAGUAAGGACAAAGGUCAAGCUUCGUUCAAAUCCAGGGGGGAAAAAGCACCUUCUGGGGGACUGUUCUUCCACCAUCUGAGUGAGGCCCCGUGGGACCCGUGGGAUGGGGCUCACACCCAGAGUUAUGCAACUCCAGCGCUCUUGCUCUUUCCCAUCCUGUGCUGCCUCAAAGAGAGCCCAUGGAGCAGUGCCCUGCCCCAAACCCCAUCACCCCAUCCACAUGAACCCUUGGUAUCUUUAGACUGGCUUAGAGCCACUCCUCUGUCCUCUGAGACUGGGUUUAUUAGAAAAAGCUACUGGCCUGCCUGCAGAACUGGAGUUUUGAGUGUAAGUCAGGACCAGGAUUAUAGCUUAAAAAAAAAAGAAGAAAACUAUUAAGCCCUUUUGUCUAGAUUCAGGCUUUUAUUUUCUACACACUGAACCCACAUCUUGGGUUUUUAGGCCAGUCUAAUCCUGGCUUCAGCUGGGGUGCUAAGGAGGGUAGCAGAGAGGGGCCUGCCUACCCCAAACUCCACCCUUUCCAGAUCCCUCCCACUUUGGAUUUAUAAAACAUUCACUUCUGAGCAAGUGUGCACUCAGUGUACUGCACUCACGCUAAGCGACAGCACAGGAUAGCCACAAGGCCAAAGUCUGGAGAGGACUGCUCAUUCUGACACCAACUCCAGCCCGCUGGAAUCCCUCCUUCCCUCUUCUGCUGAAUUAUCACAGUUUUGCUCCUUCACACACCAGACUUUGGCUCCCCAAACAAGCUCACUUGCUCAAUUGGCUGUGUUUAUGUCUGUGCCAAGAUGGAACAGAUACAGGACACCUCCCGCCCGCCACUGGAGUAUGUGAAAGGGAUCCCUCUCAUUAAAUACUUUGCAGAGGUGGUGGGGCCACUGCAGAGCUUACAACCCAGGCCCGAUGACCUACUCAUCAUCACAUACCCCAAAUCUGGCACCACCUGGGUUAGUGAGGUCCUGGACAUGAUCUAUCAGGGUGGCGACUUGGAAAAAUGUCAGAGAGCCCCCAUGUUUAUCCGGGUGCCCUUCCUUGAGUUCAAGGGUCCAGGAUGUCCCUCAGGUCUUGAGGUUCUGAAAGAUACACCAGCCCCACGGCUCCUCAAGACACAUUUGCCCCUGGCUCUGAUCCCCCAGGCCCUACUGGAUCAGAAGGUCAAGGUGAUCUAUGUUGCCCGAAACGCGAAGGAUGUGGCUGUCUCCUAUUACCACUUUUACCGCAUGGUCCAGUUGAACCCUGACCCUGGCACCUGGGACAGCUUCCUAGAGAAGUUCAUGGCUGGGGAAGUGUCCUAUGGGUCAUGGUACCAGCAUGUGCGGGAGUGGUGGGAGCUGAGGCACACCCACCCUAUUCUCUACCUCUUCUACGAAGACAUGAAGGAGGACCCCAAAAGGGAGAUUCGGAAGAUCCUGGAGUUCUUGGGACGCUCCCUGCCAGAGGAGACCGUGGAUCACAUUGUGCGGCACACAUCGUUUAAGGAGAUGAAGAACAACCGCAUGGCCAACCACAGCACCGUCCCCACUGAAAUCAUGGACCACAGCAUUUCCCCCUUCAUGAGGAAAGGCGUCACAGGGGACUGGAAAACCAUGUUCACUGUGGCCCAGAAUGAGCGCUUUGAUGCCGACUAUGCUGAGAAGAUGGCAGGCUGCAGCCUCGAGUUCCGCUCUGAGCUGUGAGCUGUUCAUGGGAUCGCUGCAGAGGGCGUGGUGUGAAAGCAGCCCGGCAGUGGCCUCGGAAUAAAGUACAGUUUGUGUUGCAUGGAGUGUCUCUAUUGGAAGCAAAGCAAACCUGA
Miniopterus natalensis is the source of this 1978-nucleotide messenger RNA. The record is from RefSeq and is a predicted model, not a curated record. Lineage: Eukaryota; Metazoa; Chordata; Mammalia; Chiroptera; Miniopteridae.